Molecule: messenger RNA, 948 nt
Organism: Ilyonectria robusta
Lineage: Eukaryota; Fungi; Ascomycota; Sordariomycetes; Hypocreales; Nectriaceae
Exons: 2
Coding region: 1-948 (315 amino acids)
Molecular function (GO): protein binding
Source: RefSeq, a predicted model, not a curated record
AUGCUAAUCAGAGUCUCACAGGCCGACCCGAACGGCCAAUCUCACGCGACUCGCAAUGCAAACACCGCGAGACAUUGGGAGGCCAUGGCCAUGUCCAAGGAGCAAGGCCUUGCUGACGACGAGCUGGAGCGGAUCAGGCACAUGGCCGAGUCCAGACCCGCAAAGGUUCGAUUCACUGGCGGGAUGUUUACCUCCGGGCCACUCCGAGGUGUUCGCGUGGAUGGCGCGCCAUCAUUCUUCAACGAGAGCGACGGAAGUAUAAAGAAGAAUUUUCGCUGGGUUACAAGCGCACGAAUGCAGAAGCGAUCCAGGAGAUCGACAAGGCGGCCAAGAAUCGCGCCGUACAGCAAUACACGGUUCUUGCCAACGGAUGCCGAAAUCAACCAAGGCUUUGUCGAAAUUAAAUGCAAUGAGUACGAUGUGGAUCCCACAUACAUCGAACCGCAUCUACAGCAGUGCGACCUCUGCACCAAGAGUCUCUGCAAAUGUAUCGUGGAUAAGGUACGAUCAGAUGUGCCGGAUAUCGUGCCGGCGGGUAGCAUGGGAGAAGGCGUUCGAUCCAAUACUACAUACGAGGAGGGAGAUCUGCUCGGGGAGUUGGUAGGAGAACUGGUCCCGAUCGGCACCUUUGAAGAUGGAUGGGCCUGCGAGAUGGCAAGGGACGAUCUGUCGGACGAGGGCGAGCUGAAGACGGUUUGCCAGGUAUAUCCUCGGUUCAUGGGGAACUGGGCUCGAAAGGCCAAUCAUUCGUGCGAAUACAAUGUCCAAUUCGUGGACAGGAGGAUUUCUGGAAGGUGGCGCGUUAUGGUGGAAGCCAUGGUGGAGAUCGCCCCGGGCGACGAUAUCUUGAUCAACUAUGGGGAUAAUUUCUGGGCUGCAGGAGUAGCCGAGUGUCUUUACGGGAGCGCUCGGUGUGUUAGUAAAGGAGACCCUCGAGAUACAGAAUAG